UUGAACAUUCGCUUUUAUUGCACCGUAAAAGCGUCACAGUGUUCUCUUUACACUGUGCAGAGUCACCAAGAGUUUCUCUCCCGUUCUGUUGUUGCGUUGCCACGGAAACGACUCAACGCUCUGUGUGUGUGUGUGUGUUUCAAACCUGCAGUUUAUGUUUACGUUGAUGAGGACAGCAGCACAUUAAUGGAGAUCACUGGGAGCAGUUACAAAGGAACCACAAAAAAUGGCAGGAUGGAGGGGAAAGGAGAAUACACUUUCCCCACAGAAACCAAGUAUGAAGGAGAGAUGAAAGAUGGAAUGUUCCAUGGCAAAGGAGUGCUUCACUUUCCUAAUGGAAGUAAAUAUGAGGCCACUUGGGAAAACGGCAUAGCUAAACAGGGGUUGUUUACCUUUGCUGACGGCCUGCAGUACCAGGAGGAGGACUGGGACUACUGCAAUGGUGUGGAUAGACGCUUCUUCAGCGAGAGGUGCAAUGGACUCAGACCUGCAGGAGACUCUCAACUAACUGAUCUGCAUCCUCCACACGUUAUUCCGGAUUCAUGUUACGACUGCGGGGAUGGAUUUUAUGAUCCCGCCGCGAGAGUUGUCACAUCCUACACUGGCAGAUUCCUCAGGAACGCAGAUGACUCAGAACACGAGUGGAUUGUGUGCACUUGUCGAAAAGCCCGGGAUGAGGCCAUUGGCACGGAUCCUGAUAAACCGUCUACAGUCAGACAUGGAGAGAAGAGUGAUGUUAAUUGAUAAAUAUAUAUUUAAUCAAACAACAUUGAAUAUUGAAACUAUAGAAAAUGUGUGUGUGUGCAAAGAGGGAGAGCUAAGGAGAACUGAAACGUGUGUUAUAUUAAAUAAAAUGUCUGUUAUAGUGGUUUGUUACAUCUACAAAUCUAUCAUACUUCAUGUAGAAAUUGUUUUCUACUAAACUGUGUGUUUAAAUGCAGUUUUUGUAUUUUAUGUCAUUUGCUUAAUCCUUAAAUUGGCCCUGGAAACAAAGAUACACAUAAUAUUCAAGAUCUGACCAUGGAAAUGUGAAACACUCGUGAACAUUUAAGUGCUAAAUCUAUUAAAUCACCAGGGUUGUUGUAAAGAUGUACGCAUAAUCUAAAAGAAAACAGAAUAAUCACCAUUGAACGAAUGUUUGCAUGUACAAAACAAUUUGUUUGCAGAAUAUUUUGCAUGAUGCAACAUUUCUGCUUUAUGAAAACAGAUGUAUUACAUAUGAACGCACACACACGUAUAAGUAAAAAGCAAAUAUAUCAUUCU
Solea solea (common sole) is the source of this 1263-nucleotide messenger RNA. RefSeq names its product MORN repeat containing 5 (gene morn5). The record is from RefSeq and is a predicted model, not a curated record. Lineage: Eukaryota; Metazoa; Chordata; Actinopteri; Pleuronectiformes; Soleidae.